UCUUCUCUCUCUGGCAUUUGCUCUAUUUAUUAACACCUCCCCAUUGUUCCCUUUGUCCCUCCCUCGCACUCCUUUUUUUACUGCUACUAGUUGUUAGAAACCAGCAAUAGCUUCCUCGGCCAAAGCUCUCUCCCCAACAACCACCUUGAAAAGGGAUACUAAAGGCAGUGUGGGAAGUUUCUUUUGGAAGAAAUGGAGAGGCUGAACUCAAAGCUGUACCUGCAGAACUGUUACAUAAUGAAGGAGAAUGAGAGGCUGAGGAAGAAAGCACAGGUUCUCAACCAGGAGAAUCAAGCCCUGCUAUCUGAGCUGAAGCAGAAACUCCCCAAGGCCAACCCAAAGGGAAACCCAGAAGGCAAUACUAUCCCUGAGCUCAACCUCAGCUCUAGUUCUAACCCAGACCCUUCCAGUUCUGGAAAGCCCUGAUCCUCCAGGAUGGACAUGUCAUGACCCCACAAACACUACCCUGUCUUUUUGUGUAAAAUGAAUAGGCAAAUGCAGCAGUUGUAAUAGCUGUAGUUGUGGUUUCAGUUAGUAAAUGGGACAAUAGUAGUAUCUUUCUACAAGGGUUUUCUAUUUUCAUCUUAGUAUGUCUCUUUUGUGGGGGGUGUCAAAUUAUGGAUUUCUGAAUAGUAAAGAUGUAUCAGGCCAUUUGCUUGAAAGGAGUAUAAUGUUAU
Molecule: messenger RNA, 677 nt
Organism: Rubroshorea leprosula
Lineage: Eukaryota; Viridiplantae; Streptophyta; Magnoliopsida; Malvales; Dipterocarpaceae
Source: the annotation of a GenBank genome assembly